Molecule: messenger RNA, 1804 nt
Organism: Conger conger (European conger)
Lineage: Eukaryota; Metazoa; Chordata; Actinopteri; Anguilliformes; Congridae
Gene: alg1
Product: ALG1 chitobiosyldiphosphodolichol beta-mannosyltransferase
Exons: 13
Coding region: 15-1484 (489 amino acids)
Cellular component (GO): endoplasmic reticulum
Molecular function (GO): mannosyltransferase activity
Source: RefSeq, a predicted model, not a curated record
ACCGGAAAACAAUCAUGGCGGACAUGAACUCCUCUGUGAUUGUAGUUUUGUUACUGAUAGCAGGUUGUAUAAGCAGUUUGUAUUUCAGGCAGUAUGGAUUAAUUUACUCUGCUUUCCCGGGCUUCGCUGUUGCAUGCGUGCUCCUGCUAGCAAGGAGGUUGCGGGCAAGUAACGGGCUCCCAAACCGCAAUGUGUGCGUCUUGGUGUUGGGAGAUAUUGGACGAAGUCCUCGCAUGCAGUAUCACGCCAUCUCCCUCAGCAAACACGGAUACAACGUUUCAUUUGUUGGCUUCCUUGGCACAAAGCCCCACCAAGAUGUUCUUGGAAAUGAAAGAAUAAAGAUUAUUCCAAUUUCAGAAUUGAAAGGGCUUACAGCUGGCCCAAAAAUCCUCAGAUAUGUCACCAAGGUGAUUUUACAAUCACUGCAACUUUUCUAUGUGCUGGUGAAGAUCGAUGCGCCCUCUUAUGUUCUGAAGCAGAAUCCCCCUGGUUUGCCUGGUAUCGCAGUGACGUGGUUGGUGUGUUUGCUACGAGGCAGCAAGUUCAUCAUUGACUGGCACAACUACGGCUACACCAUCAUGGCACUAACUCACGGGGAGAAGCACCUCAUCGUCCGAGUUGCCAAAUGGUAUGAGAAGUUUUUUGGUGUUUUUUCUCAUCACAACCUCUGUGUCACGCAUGCUAUGAAGGAAGAUCUACAGAGAAACUGGAGUAUAAAGGCGACGACACUGUACGACAAGCCCCCCCUGAUGUUUAAGGAGGCCUCAUUGGAGACCCGGCACAGUCUGUUCAUGAAAAUGAGGGAUCUCUAUUCUCCGUUUAAGUCACCGGAUGAGACCCACAGCGAAGGGGUAGAGAGGACCGCGUUCACAGAGCGGGAUGGAGGCACUGUGACCCUCACUGACGGACGCCCCGCCCUGCUCCUAAGCAGCACCAGCUGGACCGAGGAUGAGGAUUUCUCCAUUCUGCUGAAAGCAUUAGAGGAAUAUGAAAGGUUUGUUGAGGAUGGGGCCACAUUACCUUCACUGGUCUGCGUCAUCACAGGUAAAGGCCCACAGAAGGAGUACUACAAAGCACUGAUUGACAAACUGCAGCUCAAACACGUACAGUUCUGCACACCUUGGCUGGAAGCUGAGGAUUAUCCCAUCCUGCUAGGAUCAGCUGAUCUUGGAGUCUGCCUGCACAAGUCCUCCAGUGGCCUGGAUCUGCCCAUGAAGGUGGUGGACAUGUUCGGCUGCUGCCUGCCAGUCUGUGCCAUACACUUCCAAUGUUUGCAUGAGCUGGUGAAACAUGAGGAGAAUGGGCUGAUAUUCAAGGAUUCCCAGGAGCUAGCCGAACAGCUGAAGACACUUCUGUCAGACUUCCCGGGAUCAGAGGGGAGGCUGGCUCGUUUCCGGAGGAACCUGAGGACCAAUGAGCAGCUGCGAUGGGACGAGAGCUGGGACAGCACUGUACUCCCUCUGCUGGGCUCCGAUGGCAGCUGACCACACCCGCCCAAACAAAACUCAGAUAUCACAAACAACACCCUUCAAACUGAACUGUACGUUCAAAAAGGCAACUAGGGGAAGGUUUAACCGGACAUUACAACCCAGGGAAAGUUGACCGUACCAUGCGUCUGUAAAACACCCUCAUAGGAGCUUCUGACUUGGUUUGUCUUUUCUGUACAUUCCAGCAAUACUGAAACACAGAGGAAACUGAAGCUUGAAUGUAUGUAUACCAAUGCACUAUAACUGUAAAUACUUUAUUAUAAAGCACUGUGUUGCAUAAUCAUUAUGCUUUUAUAAAUACAAUUUAAUUAUCUCAA